Messenger RNA from Microthlaspi erraticum, 480 nucleotides. NCBI's taxonomy places the organism in Eukaryota, Viridiplantae, Streptophyta, Magnoliopsida, Brassicales, Brassicaceae. The record is from the annotation of a GenBank genome assembly.
AUGGACGCUACCGACGAUCUGCACGAAGCGAUGUUCGCGAAGCGAGGCUGUUGUUUCAUCCUCCCCUGUUUCGGAUCAUCUCAGCCGUCUGGUCACGACGGAUCUGUCUGGUGGCAACGAAUCAGAGCCGUCGAUAAACUGGAGCCUGACGAUCGGUGGUGGAUGUCCGGGUGGAAUAAGAUGAGGGAGUGGUCUGAAAUCAUGGCUGGGCCCAAGUGGAAGACUUUCAUCCGACGUUUCGGCCGUAGUCACUGCUGCGGCGGCGAUAACGGUUGUAGUCGGUCGGAUCAGGUUAACGUCCGGUACGAUUCGUGGAGCUACUCGUUGAAUUUCGACGACGGAAGACAGACGGGUCGUUUCGAGGACGAGUUUCCUUACCGUGAUUACUCGAUGAGAUUCACGGCGCCGUCUCUGCCGGUGUCCACGAAAUGUUCGAUUGACUUUGACAACGAUAACUACGCGCCGUCGCUGCUUAAGUAA